AUGCGCCUCUCAGACCUUGCAGAGAAGUGCGUGUCGAUCCUGGUCAUGUCGACUCCAAGAACACCUGUUCAUAACUCAACCCAAUUGAAAGAUCGUGCGACUUCGCAACAUCUUCUCGACACCAGCCAUAUCAACGUCCGAGAUCACAUUAUUCAAGUGACCAUGGUUCAGCCAACUCGCCCGCCAGCCAAUGGCUUCGUCGCCGCCGCGCGAAAGGUCUAUAACCCUCUAGGAUUCUCCAAGGGCUAUAACUUCGUCCUUUUCUUCAUCUUCUUCGGUGCACUCAUGGGGUUUACCCUCGCGCGAUUUCAGUACCUCAACUUCGACACCUUCUGCAGUGGAGCGGCGCCAGGAGAAUGUUUCAACUACCAGAAAGGCCAUGAAAAAGCCGGUCUCAUCAUCCACCUAGCUGGAAUCUUGCCCGCCAGCUUUUUGGCAUGUUUCCAAUUCGUGCCUGUACUUCGUCACAAAGUCCUUCUCUUCCAUCGUAUCAACGGCUAUGUCGUUAUUCUUCUCGGACUUGUUGGGAUUGCUGGCGCCUUGAUGAUUGCGAGGAAUGCCUUUGGAGGCACGUUGGACACCCAAGUUGGUGUUGGUGUUAUGGCGAUUGCGUUCGUCACUGCGCUCACGCUGGCAUUCGUCAACAUCAAGCGACUUCAGAUCGAGCAGCACCGGGCUUGGAUGCUACGAGCUUGGUUCUACGCUGGCUCCAUCAUUACUCUUCGCCUUAUCCAGUUCUCGGCCGCGGCUGUAAUCAGCAGCAUUGGAACAUACUACACGGCGCGUCCUUGCGAUCAAGUGGCUUUUAUGGUUGACAACAUGAACCGAACUCUUGAGCUCUAUCCCGCUUGUGCAACCUAUUUCUCUGGAGAGAACCCUGCUCAGCAAACAAUCGUCCACGCGAACAUCAUUAGCCCUACAUCGGCUGCUGAAGCCGGUGCAGCGGCGGGCAUGCCGUUCGGUAUGGCACUCUGGCUAGCACUUGCCUUGCAUGCAAUUGGUAUCGAGAUAUACUUGAAGCUCACCCCAGCUGAAGCCGAGAGGCUGCGGAACGUUUCCUAUAAGAGGCAGUUGGAGGCUGGCUUGAACCCUGCCGGACGAGCUGGUAUCACUGUCGACAAGAUCGGAGAUUCUGAGAUGUGGCAGCCCAAACACAAGCCAUCUCAGGCGAGCUCAACUUCAGACCUGCCCAAGUAA
Messenger RNA from Colletotrichum lupini, 1197 nucleotides. RefSeq lists its product as uncharacterized. The record is from RefSeq and is a predicted model, not a curated record. The coding region runs from base 1 to 1197 and encodes 398 amino acids. Lineage: Eukaryota; Fungi; Ascomycota; Sordariomycetes; Glomerellales; Glomerellaceae. The transcript is spliced from 4 exons.